Poecile atricapillus (Black-capped chickadee) is the source of this 6562-nucleotide messenger RNA. Its product is annotated as calcium/calmodulin-dependent protein kinase type 1D. Lineage: Eukaryota; Metazoa; Chordata; Aves; Passeriformes; Paridae. The record is from RefSeq and is a predicted model, not a curated record. The transcript is spliced from 11 exons. Gene Ontology annotation, molecular function: calcium/calmodulin-dependent protein kinase activity; ATP binding; calmodulin binding. Gene Ontology annotation, cellular component: intracellular anatomical structure. Bases 237 to 1418 code for a protein of 393 amino acids. Gene Ontology annotation, biological process: peptidyl-serine phosphorylation.
AUAGCCCAGGAAAAGUGACACUCGCGGAGCCCGCCGGAGCGCGGAGGAAAUAAAAGCGGCGGCGGGCAGGAAGUGUGAGGAGGAGGAGGAGGAAGGGGAGAAGAAGGAGGCGGAGGAGGAGGAAAAAGAAGAAGAAGAAGAAACAGCAGCAGCUGCUGCCGCCGCGGCAGAAAAGAAAGCAAAAGCCGCCCGAGGGCUCGGAGCCGGCGGCGCGGCAUCCGCGGGGCUGCGCGGCCAUGGCCCGGGAGAACGGGGACGGCGGCGGCUCCUGGAAGAAGCAGGCGGAGGACAUCAAGAAGAUCUUCGAGUUCAAGGAGACGCUGGGGACGGGUGCAUUCUCUGAAGUUGUUUUGGCUGAAGAGAGAGCGAGUGGAAAACUCUUCGCAGUCAAAUGCAUUCCCAAGAAGGCACUGAAGGGAAAGGAAAGCAGCAUAGAGAAUGAAAUUGCAGUGCUGAGAAAGAUCAAGCAUGAAAAUAUAGUUGCUCUGGAAGACAUCUAUGAGAGCCCGAACCAUUUAUAUUUGGUCAUGCAGUUAGUGUCUGGCGGAGAGCUCUUUGACCGCAUUGUUGAGAAGGGGUUCUACACGGAGAAGGACGCCAGCACCCUGAUCCGGCAGGUCCUGGACGCUGUGUACUACCUGCACCGCAUGGGCAUCGUGCACAGGGACCUCAAGCCUGAGAACCUGCUUUACUACAGCCAGGAUGAAGAGUCAAAAAUCAUGAUCAGUGACUUUGGAUUGUCGAAGAUGGAGGGUAAAGGAGAUGUGAUGUCCACAGCCUGUGGAACUCCUGGCUAUGUUGCUCCUGAAGUGCUGGCCCAGAAGCCCUACAGCAAAGCCGUGGAUUGCUGGUCCAUCGGGGUCAUCGCCUACAUCCUGCUCUGUGGUUAUCCCCCUUUCUAUGAUGAAAACGACUCCAAACUCUUUGAGCAGAUCCUUAAGGCAGAAUAUGAGUUUGACUCUCCAUACUGGGAUGACAUCUCCGAGUCUGCUAAAGACUUCAUUCGGAAUUUGAUGGAGAAGGACCCUAAUAAAAGAUACACCUGUGAGCAGGCAGCACGGCACCCUUGGAUCGCUGGAGAUACAGCACUCAACAAAAACAUCCACGAGUCGGUCAGCGCUCAGAUCCGGAAGAACUUUGCAAAAAGCAAAUGGAGACAAGCGUUCAAUGCCACGGCAGUCGUGCGGCACAUGAGGCGGCUACACCUCGGCAGCAGCCUGGACAGUGCCAGUGCCAGCGUGUCCAGCACCCUCAGCCUCGCCACGCCACUCCCCGACGCAGCCACACGGAAAGAUUGUAUGUCUCCAUCCACUCUCUGUAGUUUUGUUUCAUCUGCUUCUUCAGGCGUUUCUGCGGUAGGAGGGGACCGGAGACCCAGACCCACCACAGUGACCACAGUGCACACAGGGAGCAAGUGAGCGCCGGGGCGGCGAGGAGCGGGCAGGCGGCCUCGAGCCGUCCCACCCUGCUCGGCCAAGGACUAGAAGAAAGAAGAUUUUUUUAUGGCCAUAUUUUAUACUGCAAUUCUGAAAUGUUUCAUUUAUCACAAACUGCAAUGACUCCAGGAGGAACGGAAUCUAACAGUCUCUGGUGCUGUACAUAUAUAUAUACAUAUAUAUAUAUCUAUAUAUAUAAAUAUAUAUAUGUAUGUGAGUCUAGCAAUGUUCUAACUAAUGAACACUCAUUCUUUCCCCCAGUGAUUUACUCUCUUCUCAGUGUAGGUAACAGUAUAUGUUGUAUUUUUUUCCAUUAACUACAAACAUCUCAACUGGAUUAUUUAAAUAGAAAUACUUUUCUGAGCAUUUUUUUUUUCUUUUAAAAAUUACUUCAAGUAAUGUCCCUCUUCCAGUUUGCUGGGGGAUAGGCUGUUUCUGUAGGUAGGAAUUGGCAUUAACUUUGCAACACGGGAGGAUUUCAAUGGCAUGCCAUUUCUUGCUCCUCAAAUUGGACUGCAAGUCUGUCUGGCUUUAGCAGAGCUGUUACUGCUCAGAUUGAGAAACUGCUGCUUUCCCCUCCAUCCUCCUCCUUGAAAGCCAUGGGGAGAAUUAAAUUGCCACCAGCUGGGAGUUAGCUCAUCCUUGGCCUCAUUCCUGUUGUGCUAGGGAUCAGCACCCUUGUUUCAGAGGAGAGGCAGGGAGAUGGAGUCAGGCAGGAGCUGACCAGAGCUGUGCAAGGGAAAUGAUAGCACAGUCUCAUCCUGCAGCUCCCAUCUCCUUUGACUUGCUGUGUGUUGUGAGCAGAGGGAAAGAAAAGGAAGAUACGGGGGUGGGAAUCAUCAUCUUCUGCCACUGAUUUGCUGUGCUGCCCUCAAGCAAGACAUUUAAUUCACCAGCCUCCCUGUAGUGUGGCCUCUGGCAUAGGGUGCAUCCAGCCCAAGGGCUUCAUGAGAUUCUGAGCACCCACAGCUCCUUCGGGCUUUGCCUGGCAUUGCUGAUGCUCAGCACCUCCCAGAGUAGCCAAAAGUGGGGAGAGGAGUGGUGCUUGAAGCCCUGUGGAAAGCACUGGCAGGUUCUUGGGUGCAAAUUGCAGGAUGUGGUGUAGUGUAGCUCCAUCAUGAUCAGGCUGAGGGCUGACAAGGAGUGCUGAACUGGGAAAGCAGGACCCUGCUGGAAGGCACAGGCACAGCUGGUGGCAGGGGUGGCACUGGCUCUCCCUCCUCCCCAGAGACUCAUACCAAAGGAAGCCAAAUUUUUACCAAUUUUUUAAUUACUGAAUGCAUGCACUUUCCAGGCUCUUUGUGCUGGUGCAUCAUUCAGGAAUAGCCACCACAACUGUUGUGCUGCUGUGCAUUAAAGCAGCUUGAAACAGAGAAGAGAGCAAAUUUUCCUAAUUUGCUAAAAGGCUCCCUCCAGGUUACCUCAAUGAAAUUCCCAUCUGAUUUUGCUUUGAGGAGGUGAGAGGGGAGCCAGGUGGCAGAGGAAGAUGCCCUUCACUGGGCACUCUGAGCCCCUCACAUCCCAGACAGGUCCAUCCCUUCCAGAGGCACAAUUCCCUGCAGGGUGCUCUGUUGCCACACUUGCCUCACUUGUCCUGCACAAGAAAUUGUGAAAUCCAGUCACAGACAGAGCUGAAUGUAUCAGGCAAUUGUGCCUGUGCUGGGAAAAGCCAUAAGAUAGGUAUUUUUCAUCAAGAUUUCUAUAUCCUGCUCCAGCUUUAGCUGGUUGGCUUCACACAGCAGAGCCGGGAUUUCAUCCAUCUUUCUAAAAAAAAAAGGAAAAAAGAAACCUGGAAAAGCAGGUGGCAGUGAGCCCUGCCUCUGUUUGAAGUAGCCACUCCAGUGGCACUUAGAGCUGUUGCACCAGAUCUCUAGUUUCCUCUGUGUUAAGUUGCUCCCUGUUUUCAGAGGGCUGUGGCACAUCUGAGGGAGCCCCGGGUGCUGCAGCUGCCGUGGAUCUCACACAGAAAAGAUAUCAACUUCUCAUUUUAGGAAAGAUAGCAGAUACUGAAUUGUUGGGGACUUAUAUCAAAACUCCGUAUAAUUUCCACAGUGAAGACUCCUGACCAAGAUUUGGGCAGACUGAAGGGCAGGGGAUCUCCUUGCUGCAAAUCACACUCCUGUCCCUGUACCCCAGCCAUUGCCAUCAUACACUUUUUAUCAGCAUUUGCAUCUGAGCUCUUUAUGUCUUGCUGCAAAAGCAUUAAAACAUGAAUAGAACACAUUUCAAACUCAGUCUAAGGCUACUUUAUUUGACCAGCCUGAGUAAGGAGGUUUUAGUUUUGAGAGACUCCAACCCCAAAGAAAUUCAAGGUAUUUCAAACCCCUGUGAUUUCAUAAGCACGGUUGGCUCUAUUCUGCUGCAGUUGCAGGUUGUAAAUAAACAGUCUCCCAGUCUGGCAUCAGUGGAGUUCCCCAUAUUUACACACAUGCAACCAAAAGCAGGAUUUAGUUAGGGAGUAAUUGUCUCUGGAAUAAUUUAGGGGAAAAAAAAUAAAAUAGGGAAUAAUUUUGUCUCUGUAGAGCAAUUUUAAAGUUUAGGGCUCAAGUGUUCCCUCUGUGCCUCCUCUUCUGAAACCUGAGGUCUGGUUUGAACGUGACCUCAGCAGUUGCUGUGGCCACUGAUCAAAAUACAGCAUCCAAAUGAAUCUUGUAGAAAAAAGACAAGCAAAUGGAUUUCCAUCUCCAAAACAAAGAGCAGUGACAGGAGCAAAAGCAGACAUGGUGUCCUGCAGAUGGGGGGGUUCCCAUAAGCUGGCUGCCCCUCCUUGCUGGGUGCUUUCUGUGGUUUUUUUGUUGGGAGGGGUAUUUUUCCUUUCGUUUUUGGAAUUAGUGUGAUUUGGUUUUGUUUCUGCAAGUAAUAUUCUGCCUUGGUUGUGUAAUUUAUCAUUCUCUUUGGCUUGCUAUCAACUGCUGGGAUCAUAAGAUAAGAAACAGAAGCACUUAAGAGCAAAAUUGUUUCUUUCUGCUGCAGUUUUGGUGGUGGGGAGCUCUUCUUUGGUAUCAGUGAAACACAGCUGGAGACCUGACCUAGGUUCACCAAAUGCUUAAAAAUCUCUCCUGAAGCAUCACUUGGUUAAAAUGUCUCAGUUUAAAUCUGGGUAAAUCUGUUAACAGGGGUGACUUGGCAGCAGCCAGGCCAGAUCUGUGGGAGGGGGCUGGAGACAUUUGCCCCUUGGCAGCACAGCCUGUUAGGGCAAACACUCCAGCCUUGCUUGCCAGGGAUGCUCCAGUGGCUUUUGCAUGUCCUUCCUCUGCCCCAGCCUGCUUCUGCUCAGCCACUCUCACAGGAGAAUGCAAAGGUGACAUAAAUAAUGUGGACAUGAGGGGAAUGGCCACAUAGCCCCACAGUAGAAGCUUCAAAACAAAUCCCCAGCUGGCCUUGCCAUGAAGGACUAGGUAGAAAAAUCACUCUGGGCUCUUUUCCAAUGAACUGUCCCACUAAACAAUCUGUGAUUUGCUGCUUGCAUGAGGACUUCAGCCUGGACUCUGUUUGUUACCCUUUCCUGCUUUACCUUAUUGGUACCAAUGUGUUUUUCCUUUGUAAAUUGUUUUCCUCAGCUCCUUCCCCUUCUUUUUCUUUGCUUGCAGCUUUGAUUGUUGAUUUUUACCUCCAGAGUCACAGAGGCCAUCUCUGAUGCCAACAUCAGUGCUCUUGCUGGGAAAACAAAACAAAACAAAAAAAAAUCCAGAAAAGCUCCAGCUGGCCCCUUAGCCUGCAGAAGAAGUUGUGAGGACAGGCUGCCCAUGAACUCUGCAAGCUGAAAGUCAGUAUUGCAGUGGCAAGGGUUUCUGCUGAUGAUUUUGCAUGUGACUUCAUUCUCAGUGCAUCCUAACUUUCUGCUGGAUCACCCCUUCUGCAGCAUGAAAUGGAUAUUGGCCCUGCAACACGGCUAGUGGGGAAGUAGGAGCGUGGGGGAAAACCUGGCAGUGUUGCUUUCCUGAGACUGUGUCACUCUGCUGUUGCUGUCUCUUCUGUCCUGGUUGCUGCUGUACAGGUGCCAUUAGAGUAGUGGGUACAAAAAAAAAAAGAAAAAAAAAUAAGAUUUUACCUAUGCUUUGUGUGUCUGUUAUGGUUGUGGUGCUGAAAUAAAACCAAGAAAUUUGGUUCAUUCCUCAUGUGAAUCAAACCACAAAGAGGGGUGUGAUCCCACUGGCAGACAUCUCCAUAUAGUUCUACAGUAGGCACUGGAUACGGGUUUCUGCUGUGCAUGUGUCCUGCAUACCUCCAUGACUAUUGACAGUAUUUUUAUUUAUUACCAAUUGUUUUGGGUCCCUGCCUGGUUCUGAUGAAAUUCAGGUCUUGUCCUAAGGUUUUUUCUGUCCCAGGGCCAGCAUAACCCCUGAUCUCAGGCUUUUCUUCCCAAACCCUCUGCAUACCAGAACAUGGGCCUCCAGGGUGCCAUGAAAUGCAGUUGCAGCUGGCCCCAAGGUUGUCCCCUUCCUAUUUUUAGGGAAGCAAUCCACCAGAGAAAGCCAGAUAGCUUUCAGCCAUUGGCAAGCAGAGAGGAUACUGCCCUUUGAUGUGAACUUGGCAUUAACAAGAUCAGCUCUAGGGAAACCUGCACUAUUACUUCCUCCUGUGAUAGCAGCUCCAGUCCUGAGCAGCACUGAAUGAGCACCAGAUAAAAACACCAGAUUGACUUUGCCAGUAAGAUCGUGCAGGCUGUAGCCUGUUCCUUUUGCUCUUUCCAAAGAAUCAGGGGAUUAAUCUACUGGCAAAAUAAGUUUCUAGGCUGAGCCCCAAGGUACAGAAGUAGAUUCCAUUUGGCAUAUGGAAAUUCUCAUUUGAUGCAGUUAUUCCUGUUCUAGCUCCUGUGCAUAUUUACCUCUCUGAAUUUGGGCCUGAAUGCAUCCCAGAAAUUAUUAAUGGGAAGGGAGUUUUGCCUUCUAUAUUGUGCUUAUUUGUACCAGAAACUUGAACACUCAUUCAAGUAAAAAGCAGAAACACACAGGGAGAUUACAGUAUCCAAGGAAAACAGCAUCAAGACCAAGAGGGGAGGAUUAGUUGGCAAAUCUCUGUCAGCAAUGGCUGAGUGAGGGAACAGCAACCCGCUCACAAACACUGCAUGAACUCUUGCUUCCCCUGGUUAACCAGUCAUCCCAUAUUUCAUGCCCAGCAGCAAG